This is a messenger RNA of Cannabis sativa, 945 nucleotides long. RefSeq lists its product as uncharacterized. The transcript has a single exon. NCBI's taxonomy places the organism in Eukaryota, Viridiplantae, Streptophyta, Magnoliopsida, Rosales, Cannabaceae. The record is from RefSeq and is a predicted model, not a curated record. The coding region runs from base 1 to 945 and encodes 314 amino acids.
AUGACUGAAAGUCUUGCUAAUCAAAGGAGAGAAUUCCAAUCUUGGCUGGAAGAUCAUGCUCGUGAGAUGAGGAGGCAUCAAGACGACCAAGAUCGUCGCACCCAAGAGGCUGCCGACUUAAUACGAAGCUACUUCAAUCAAAACACUCAAGGGAUGGGUACUGAUGCCAACAAUCAACAUGUACCUCAAACCUACCCUCGGGAGGUCCCUACCUCAAGGAACCAGAGGGAGAGGGUGGUCUAUGGACCUGAAGAGCGCCCAAGGAACCAAGAAAGGACUAGGAGUCACCCCUCCAACAGGGUUCCCCGCAAUAAUAAUCGACCACCCCCGAUUAAUGAGCAAGUCGUACCCGGCCAUCAUAUGGGACGCGAUGACUCCCACAAUGUCCGUCUAAGGCGGAGUGGUGGAGGAAACUCUAGAAACAAUAAUGGUGAUCGUGGCAGAAAUAGUGGAAGGACGCCCCAGCGUAGGGAAUGGCAACCCCGCAAUCAACGUGGCCAACCACGAGAUGGCAAUGAUCGCCCAAGAAAUAGUAGGUCUAGAGGGAGAAGAGAAGACCCUGAGGUCAACAGUGACGACCAUCCAAACUACCCUGACAGUCAUGGUGAUGAUGAAGUUGAAAGUCGGGCUAACAACCAACCAAAUCCUGAGAUGGGGGGUUAUCAAGCCAGAGGGCCGUAUGCCCCUAAUAGGCAACAUCAACCUGAAAAUCCACCCCAAAGGGGUAGGAAUGACCAAGUACCACCCCCAGCUGAUGGAAGGGCUGAUAGUCAGAACGCUGGAGGAAGGCCAAGAACUGGAUCAGUUUUUGAACGGGUAGGCCCCCGAGGGGGUAGAGACCUGCGGGACGCCCUCACCAGAAAUAGAGAUAAUCGUGGUUCCAACAUAGUGAACCCACCCGAGCCAGACCAAGGGGACCAAGCGAAUGUUGGUGCCAAUUGUUAG